AGCAAGGCAUGGGCGCAACACUAAAAAGAAGCGGCCGCACCUCCCCAAAACCACCUCCGCCUCCACCUCCACCUCCAUCUCCUCCUCCUCCUCGACGCUUCUUCCCGUAUCCUGCCUUGAUCGAUCGCCUCCUCCGCGUUCUUGGAUGGACGAGCAGGGCCGCGGGUUCGGUCUGCAGGGGCACCAUGGCCUGGUGCUCCUGCAUCAGCAGCAGCAGCAGCGGAGGAGGAGGGAGAUGGAGCGGGAGGAGGAGGAGGAGGAGGAGGUGGAAGAGGAGGUGCGGCGCCAGAUGUUCGGCGCCGUGGUCGGUGGGCUAGCGGCGUUCCCGGCUCUGGGCCGGCAGCGGGAGGAGGUGGACUGCGGCGGGGAGCUGGGCGGGUUCUGCGACAGCGAGGCGGGCGGGUCGUCGGAGCCCGAGCCGGCGGCGGCGCGCCCCCGCGGGGGCUCCGGCAGCAAGCGGAGCCGCGCCGCCGAGGUGCACAACCUCUCCGAGAAGAGGAGGAGGAGCAAGAUCAACGAGAAGAUGAAGGCAUUGCAGAGCCUGAUACCGAAUUCCAACAAGACUGACAAGGCAUCCAUGCUAGAUGAAGCCAUCGAGUACCUGAAGCAACUGCAGCUCCAAGUGCAGAUGCUCUCAAUGAGAAAUGGUGUUUACUUGAACCCAUCAUAUUUAUCUGGAGCGCUUGAACCUGCGCAAGCAUCACAGAUGUUUGCAGCACUUGGUGGCAACAAUGUCACAGUGGCGCACCCUGCCGUUCCUGAGCCUCCAUUUCACUUGGAGUCAUCACAGUCCCACCUUCGACCAUUUCAGUUGCCUGGAUCUUCUGAGAUGGCGUUUCAUGGAGAGAUAAUGCCAAAGCAUCACCUAGCAUCACAUCAAGAAAGUCUGCCAGGAAACGAGAUGAGCUCUAUCAGGAAAGAAUCAUCCAUGUUAAACACAGAUCAUUUUGAUGGUGGCUCACAUAACAAAGAGCAACUAUAGGAUAUGGUACCAAAAAGUACAAGACAUUCGUAGAUUAGGACGUGGUUGCUGGUGGCACUGAAAUCAGGUGCAAAAGAAGGAUGACGUGACCUAGCUCAGUAAUCUAACAGACAGGCAGACUUUCAGAAUUGCUUACCUCUAUCAAUAAUGCUAUUAUUCUUGAGGCGACCUGAAUGCUUCACUUAGUAGGCAGGCAAUGACACUAGAAGACCAUGUAAUCGUAACCGAUCUAAGUCAUUUCGAAAACUGGCAUGUUGAUGAGAUCACAAAACUUGUAAUCAUCUGCAAAUGUUCACAUGUCGAUUUAAGUCCUCUUUGUACGAGUCUGGCAGCUAGCACUUCCGUGAAGGAUCGGUUGUUCACAGAA
Messenger RNA from Oryza brachyantha (malo sina), 1349 nucleotides. Its product is annotated as transcription factor SPATULA. The transcript has 8 exons. The record is from RefSeq and is a predicted model, not a curated record. Gene Ontology annotation, cellular component: nucleus. Bases 146 to 982 code for a protein of 278 amino acids. Lineage: Eukaryota; Viridiplantae; Streptophyta; Magnoliopsida; Poales; Poaceae. Gene Ontology annotation, molecular function: protein dimerization activity.